This is a messenger RNA of Heterostelium album PN500, 2577 nucleotides long. RefSeq lists its product as uncharacterized. The transcript has 7 exons. NCBI's taxonomy places the organism in Eukaryota, Evosea, Eumycetozoa, Acytosteliales, Acytosteliaceae. The record is from RefSeq and is a predicted model, not a curated record. The coding region runs from base 1 to 2577 and encodes 858 amino acids.
AUGGAAGAAAUAACAUUGUCUUUUGUAAAAUCCAGACCUGAAAUACAUAAAUCAAAUGAUAAAGAAUCGGAAUCGAUUCAAAAAUCUGAACAAAACAAUAAUGAAAUAUGGAUUAAUUUAAUCAAUACCAUUCAAGAUAAUUCAUUUACUCUGAAAGAAUAUAAAAUGACAGGAUUAAUGUUUUUGAAGGAUAAGAAACGGCAAGUUCUCUCUGAGAUUGAAAUGACAAUAAAUGAUAUAAAAGAGUUGGAAAUUCAAUCGAAUGGAAUGAUAAACAAUGGUGCCUAUUACUCGCCUUGCAAGCAGAACUUCAAUAGUAAACAAUCGUCUUUAAAACUCUCACAAUCAUUCUGUCAGAAUGUCUCACCCACCGUUGUAUCGCUGGAUAUGUUUGAGAUGCCAUCUUGUGUAAAGGUUCUCUAUUCACUACGAAUGAAUCCUAAUAUCCUGGCGGAUUGUCUCGAGCAUAACAACAGGCUUGGCCGCGGUCAAACCAUUGAGCAUACACAACUGGCCGACUUUAUAACACGUGCCAUUUUCAACGGCUGUUUGACCGAGCUGGAGGAGCGCAUUCACCUCGAACUCGUAGAAACCGUACUACUCCGCGAGUUCAACAACGACCCAUCGCACUUUGACUUGGCCAACGAUCCGUGCGCAACUCAAGAGGAACAACAGGCUCGUCUACGAUUGAUAGUUGUUCAUAUCAUCUUCUCCUCUUACAUCAUACCGGAACUCGUCAAGCCCAACAAUCUCUACAUGAUAACCGGUCAAAUCGUAACACAAAACAUCAAGCAUAAUCUACGUAUAUUCUCCGAUCGCAUUCGUACCUACGUGGAAUCACCAGACUCCAUUCCUAAACAACUGAACAACCAACACAAUCUCAAAGAUAAACUUGAAUCUUUUUGUAACUCAAUAAUUUCUGUCCAUGAUUUGAAAUCAUAUUUUAAAGAAACAUAUCAAGUAAAGAAUAAUAGUAUUAGCGAUAUCAAGUUGAUGUUGUCCAAUUAUGAUUUGAAGAAAAUCAUUGAGAUUAUAAGUUGGGAUAAUUCAAUGGAUUUCAAGAGAUUGUCUUUGAAGAGUAGUGCAAGAAUGGUCGGUGAAAUACCAAUGAUCAAUGAGAAGAGUAUGGUUUUGUUCUGGAUCAACUCAACACCCAAUCCCAAAGCAAAACCAACGCUAUCAAGACAUAGAAGUAGUAAUAAUAUUGAUAGCAACAACAGUAGUAAGAGGGAGCUAAGAUAUUCGCAAUCAGAUGAGAUUGAGAAGCGAAAUAUUGCUACGAUUGCUAAAGGUUUGAAAACAUUGUUUCUCCACUUUGAUCGAGCACAGUGUGGAUUCUCUUCGGACAGUCUCAGAGAUUUGAUUCUUCAUAGACAAUCGCGGUUGGCACCAACCGAUAAUACUACAUACAAUCAGUUUGAAGAGAUAUUGAAAUCGUUGGCAGUGUUACCCGAUCACAUCGUUGCGAAUAACUAUGAGAAGUUGGCAAUGUUGAUUUUGAAAGAAGAGGAAGAAUCCAAUAACAAUGAGAAAGAUGAAUAUAUGCGACAGAUAAGAUCGAUCGACCAGUUGGAACAAUACAAAAAACGAUUGCUCAAUAAGAAACACAACAUGUUUUGUAGUUUAUUCUUCUUCAACACUUCGAUCACCAAUGAAAUCGAUGAGUACAUUCAAUUCAUUAAAUCAUUCUGUGAAGGUCUUAGGUAUUGUCAGUGUAAAGAGAUCUACUUCCAGUCUCAUUGUGAUGAAUUGGAUAUGUGUGAUUAUUGUCUAUCAUUAAAAGCAACUAUUCAGAAAUUGUUUAAUAAGAUUUCAAAAUCAAUGUCAGAAAUACAAGAACAACUUAUGAAUUCACCAACCUCUGAACAGAUUGUUCCAAUGGAGAUGUUCAUUUAUUCAACCUACAAGAGAAAGUUAAUGAUUAACUUACAUUCUUCAUUGUUUCAUUAUUCUAAAUUAAAUAUUAAUUUCCAAAUGGCUUUAAACUUUAAGAUUAAUCUACCAAACUUUUUGGAGAAUUUCAUACAGGAAGAGAUUCCGGAGAAGUAUCUCGAUGCCAGUAGAUGGGCGCGAUCAAUCAAUGAGUUGAAGAAGAUCAACCAUCUAAAGUCACCGGAUGACAUGCUGAACUGUAUCAAAGAGACUUCAUCUACAUUGAUCAGAGUAUAUUCAAUUCCUCAUGGUGGUUAUGAACCAGAUCAAUUAAUUUCAAUUAUUGCAUAUAUUAUAUUGGCAUCAAGAGUGGAAAAUAUAGUUGCACAUGUUCAAUAUAUUAGACUUUAUGCAGAGAUUGGUGAAGAUGAGAAUGAUCUACCAAGAUUCAUCGAUGCCAUUGUAUAUUUAAUGAACAGAUUAUGUUCAAAAUCAAUUAAAUCAUGUACAAAUUUAAGAAAGCAUUUUAUGGAAGUCGAUUUCCAACAACCUGAUAGUCUAUCUGAUAGAACUAUUCAAAUAGAGUAUUUCUUUGUGAUUCCAUAUUAUAAUAAUGUUGCUGCUAAUCAUCCAAACUUUUAUUUAGUUCGCUCAUUAAUUUUGAUUUGGCUAUCAGCUUAUCUAUUAUUUUUUUGGGUUGACUAA